UUGGAAUUUUUCCGGGAAAAUGGAACCUGGCAAUGUAUCCUAAGAAUUUUUUUGCGGGAAAAUGUUUCUCAGCAAAUUUGCAGCCCCCAAAUUAGGUUAAAUGCCUGUUCCCAAUUGCUGUCAUUUUGCAAAACCCAGUUUCUAUUGUAAAUGGGAAGAGCUGUAGUUGGGAGCUUGCACGCACCGAGAAGGUGUGUUCUCAGAGUCCCUUGGCCUCCCAGGUGCUGAGUCCCCGGUGAGACCUGAACUUGUAGCACAGGUCACAACAGAACAUGCGUGUGCCCUUGGGACGACGCUGGGACCUAGUAACCUCUGGGCACGUGUUACUGUUGAUGCUUGCGCUUUUGUAAAGACUCCAAUUGCGAAGUAGCCCUCUUCUUGUAUUUUCUGUGAGCGUGUAACAGAAAGGUCUACUCCAGAAUUUCUGUGAUGUCUGCUUAUGUCAGAGUGCAAGGCAGCCCACAGACAGAGAGUAUUGAAGGAUGUUCGUUCCAAGAUCCCUGAAAAUCAAGCGGAACGCUAACGAUGACAGUGGAAGUUAUGUAGCCAAGAAAGUGAAACCCGAGGCAGAAGACCGGGGGCUGGAUGCAAGUGGGGAUGGUCUCGCCGAUGCCUCGGGUACCAAAGGGGCUGCCGCAGCGGCCCACCAGGGAGCCCAACCGCGCCCUAUCCCUGGGCCUACUGGCCCAGUGUCCGAAGGGACUCUGCCCGACUCCGAGCCAGGGACACAGGCUGGCGAUCUCCCCGAAGAGCCGGUGAAGUCCUUCUCCAAAACCCAGCGGCAGGCCGAGCCCGGGGAGCCGGUAUGCGUGGUGUGCGGGCGGUACGGCGAGUACGUGUGCGACGAGACGGACGAAGACGUGUGCAGCCUAGAGUGUAAAGCGAAGCACCUGCUGCAGGUGAGGGGCGCGGAAGCGGCGUCCCAGCCGAGCCGUCCCCAGAAAGCGGGCUCCGAGCCGGCGGCGCCGGGCCCUGCCCCCUACGUCUACACCGAGCACGCCUUCGUCGCGCGCCUUCGGGAGGACCAGAUUGAGACCCUCAGGCGGCAGCUGGGGAUCACGGUCCGAGGCCGAGGCGUCCCCAGGCCCAUCGUUGACUUUGAGCACUGCGGCUUCCCCGAGGCCCUAAACCGCAACCUGAAGGCCUCGGGUUACGAGGUGCCCACUCCCAUCCAGAUGCAGAUGAUUCCGGUGGGCCUUCUGGGUAGGGACGUGCUGGCCAGCGCCGACACCGGCUCCGGGAAAACGGCCGCCUUCCUGCUUCCGGUCAUUGUGCGAGCUCUGUCUCAGAGCAAAUCGCCGUCGGGGCUGGUCCUCACGCCCACACGGGAGCUGGCCAUCCAGAUCGAGCGGCAGGCCAAGGAGCUGAUGAGCGGCCUGCCCUGCCUGAGGACCGCGCUCCUGGUGGGGGGCCUGCCCGUGCCCCCCCAGCGGCACCGCCUGCGCCAGCGCAUUCAGGUUAUCAUAGCAACUCCUGGGCGACUUCUGGAUAUAAUAAAGCAGAGAUCUGUAGAACUCGGCAGUAUAAAAAUUGUAGUAGUGGAUGAAGCUGACACCAUGUUAAAGAUGGGCUUUCAGCAGCAAGUGCUGGACGUUCUGGAGCAGCUGCCUCACGACUGUCAGACCAUCCUGGCGUCAGCCACGAUCCCGGCCAGCGUGGAGCAGCUCGCCAGCCAGCUCCUGCGCGACCCCGUGGCGAUCACCGCCGGGGAGAGGAACCGGCCCUGCCCGAGCGUGCGCCAGAUCGUCCUGUGGGUGGAAGAGCCAGCCAAAAAGAAAAAACUGUUUGAAAUCUUGAACGUGAGUGGGAGCGCGGCCAGCCCCGCGUUGCGCACGGCGUUGGCACUCGUCACGGUUCUGGAGACGGUGCUGUUCAGACGUGGCUCUGGGGGAGCCUGCUGGGAAAUUGCAUCACACACUGCUCUGCUUCCUUCAGAAUUCUGUGGGGUUCAGAUACGUUUUUGUGAAAACAUGCAGUGUAGGCACAAGGAUAAGAAACUCUUCAAGCCUCCAGUGUUGGUUUUUGUGGACUGCAAGCUGGGAGCAGAUCUGUUGAGCGAGGCCGUGCAGAAAGUCACGGGUCUGCAGAGCGCCUCUGUGCACUCAGAUAAGACUCAGACGGAGAGGAAGAGCACGCUGGAGGGGCUGCUCGAAGGAGACUAUGACGUUGUGGUGAGCACAGGGGUCCUGGGAAGAGGCCUGGACUUGGUCAGCGUCAAGUUGGUGGUCAACUUCGACAUGCCCUCCAGCAUGGACGAGUACGUGCAUCAGAUUGGAAGAGUGGGGCGAUUAGGUCAACAUGGAACAGCGAUCACUUUCAUCAAUAACAACUCAAAAAGACUCUUCUGGGACAUUGCAAAACACGUGAAACCCACAGGGUCCCUUCUGCCCCCACAGCUGUUAAAUUCCCCGUACCUUCACGACCAGAGAAGAAAGGAGCAGCAGAAAGACAGACAGACGCAGAGCGAUCUGGUUACGGGGGCCAAUCUUCUGGACAUUAUCAGAAAGCACGAUAGAAGCAGUGCUCAGAAGUGAUUUGUUAGACCACCUUGAAUCACUUUUACUGUGUACCGUCAGUGAAAGUUCUGUGCACUGUUACUGUGUGGGAUGGUAAAUGCGACAUGUACCUGAAA
Messenger RNA from Capra hircus (goat), 2632 nucleotides. RefSeq names its product DEAD-box helicase 59 (gene DDX59). Lineage: Eukaryota; Metazoa; Chordata; Mammalia; Artiodactyla; Bovidae. Gene Ontology annotation, molecular function: nucleic acid binding; ATP binding; RNA helicase activity. The record is from RefSeq and is a predicted model, not a curated record. The transcript has 8 exons. The coding region runs from base 483 to 2534 and encodes 683 amino acids.